AAGCACCCUUCUUUUGUAAGCAAUGCAUAUCACAUCACGUUUUUGAUCAUAAACUAGACAUUUGCUGUAUGCUGUGAUAAGAUUGACAACAAUAACUGAGAUAUAAAGAUGUUGUUUAAUCAAUCUAUACACUUUUACUUUUUUGCCCUUCAAAUAUGGAGUCUAUAGCAUGCAUUCAGCUGAAAGGAAACAAACUAGGGUAUUCCUUUUACUCUGGCGAAACUUUAAAGCUAUAUGUUAUGGAGGAUAUACUAGAAUCCAAUAAUUUUUCAUAUACAGGCGCACUCAUCACUCAAUUCAUGCUAAAGUCUAUACUAAUACCUGACUCAAGCAGUGAUGAGUUUGUUAAUUUUUUACAAGAAUAUGAUGAAACAAUUGAGUUAAAGAGAAUUGCUACCAAGGAAUUUGCUUUUGACAAGGGCAGAUAUACAGUGCUGAAUUGGUAUAUUGACUACGUUCAUCCCCAGCAAGGCAGCGUUUCUACUGUAGGAACAAGCGUCAUAAACUAUAAUAUGAUGCUUGCCGAUCCUGAACAAGGAAAUAAAACACAUAGCUACUUACAAUUGGAAGGGCUCAUCAACUUAAACGAAAGUCAAUUAACGAUUGGUUGUGCAGGCGUGCUUUUGAAACAUGUACGUAAACAUGAACAGCAAAAUGCAGACAGUAGAGAUGAAAGUAGAUUAUCUCUGCAACCCACUUUGCUUGAAGUAUUUUCGAGUGACACAUAUAUGCAUAUCAGCUUGGAUGUAGCAAGAUCAUUAAGCAUAUUUGAAUACGAUUCGCAUCCCAGCAUGCAUCAAAAAAGGGGAAAAGAAGGCCUUUCACUUUUUGGUCUUUUAAAUAAAACCAAAAGUGUACUCGGGAAGUAUCGCCUAAAGGAAUGGGUCAUGCGUCCAACAACAAUCAGGAAAACAAUUGAAGAAAGACAUGCAUCUAUAGAAUUCCUUAUCCGGUCAGAUGUACGAGAAGAACUUCAAGAACUUCGAUCAUAUUUGUCACAAAUAAAGAAUAUUCAUUGGCUACUAUCAAAAGUAAAGGAACAUAAAGCGACACCUAAUGAUUGGCAGCAUAUUCUCAAGUUUGCAUAUUAUUCUAUUUGCAUCUUUGGUCUUUUGAGUCAGAUACAAUCCAUCAAUGGCGCAGAACAGCUGUCUAUUUUUCAAAGCACUCAAGGCCAUACACCAGAUAUAGAAGACAUGAAAGUUGUUGGCACAGAUAUUAACAAUUUGAUUGACUUUGAAGCUAGUAAGCACGAGAGUCGAAAUAUCAUAAAAGAGAAAUUAGACGCGGAACUGGAUUUUUUAAAAUCAAGAUAUGAAAAUAUGGACGCCUGCUUGCUUGAAGCAGCUCAGGAGAUUGGUUCAAACUUGCCACAUGAGAUAAAAGCUGCUCUCAACGUAGUUUACUUUCCACAACUGGGCUACCUCAUUGUCUUGCCCAAGUACCGUUGCUCAUCAGAAUCUGGAAAUCAAUGCAAUCAUAGCCAGAGCACAGCCAUAAGUGAUGAUCCAUAUCUAUGUCUCUCUGAAUUUGAGUUACAGUUUACGACCGCAGAUAGCUUAUAUUACAAGAACGAAAGGACAAAAGAAUUAGAUAGAACAAUUGGUGACAUACACUCCAUGAUCACAGAUAAAGAAAUUGAAAUCAUCCAAGGGCUCUCAGAAAGGGUGUUGGAGCACACGAAACAAUUUUCUGAUAUUGCAGAUAUAUUAUCCAGCCUUGAUUGUCUGGUAUCACUAGCUGUAGUUGCUUUAAAAUUCAAUUACAUCAAGCCCAGGAUGACUGAUACGAAUGAGCUAAAGAUUAUUCAAGGAAGGCAUCCUCUUCAAGAGUUAUGCGUGGAUGCCUUUAUACCAAAUGAUACAUACUUGGAAGGCGGGAAAGGAUUCGAAUAUGCACAAGAUAGUCUUAAUCUUUUUACAAAACCAGUAAGAGCAAGUGAACAAAAUGAAGCUUCACAAAGUACCUCUACUGCCAUCAAUAGCAUACAGGUGGUGACUGGAGCCAACUUUUCUGGAAAGAGUGUGUAUCUAAAGCAAGUUGCACUCAUUACAUACAUGGCUCACAUAGGGAGCUUUGUACCUGCUCAAGAGGCCAUCAUUGGCAUCACUGACAAGAUAUACACAAGAAUACAAACAUUGGAAACCGUUUUAAAGCCUCAAAGUGCUUUUGCUUACGAUUUGCAACAAUUAAAAAAGGCUUUGCAUAACAGUACAUCCCGUAGCUUGGUGAUUAUUGAUGAAUUUGGCAAGGGUACUGAGAGUGCAGAUGGCGCUGCAUUAUUUUGUUCAGUGCUAGGGUACUUUUUAUCCAUGACAGACAAUUGUCCAAAAGUCCUGGCUAGCACACAUUUUCAUGAUGUCAUAAGUCAAAAUAUUCUGUCAACCCAAGAUCGCAUUACGCUAUCACAAACAGAGAUUCUGUAUCAAGAAUUAAGUGAAAUCGAAGGCGAACCUAAAAAAGAUGAAGCUGUCUUCUUAUACCGCAUUGUACCUGGCAUCAGCUAUCUUUCAUCUUUUGGCAUAUGGUGCGCUGGCAUUGCUGGUCUACCUAUAUCGAUUACCGAAAGAGCCCUGUUGUUGUCGGAAAAAUAUGCAAAAGGAGAAAAGAUUGAUAGGAUAGAAAGUACAGAUGAGCACAGACAUUUUGAAGAUCUCGAAUUCAUUUCUCGUACCUUUGUGACUUCAGAUAUCAAUGAAGUCAAUCCUCGAAUGAUGAUAGAGUCUAUUAAGCAUAUGUUGGGCAAGGAUUAAAAAAGAGCUCUAUUUUAAAUAAAAAGCAAUAAUAAGAAGAAAGCAAUGUAAACUGAACGUUACGCGCUCAAAAAAGGGCUUAGUUUUGCAUCACCGCAUAUAAAGAGGCUGC
Molecule: messenger RNA, 2865 nt
Organism: Rhizopus microsporus ATCC 52813
Lineage: Eukaryota; Fungi; Mucoromycota; Mucoromycetes; Mucorales; Rhizopodaceae
Exons: 20
Coding region: 156-2753 (865 amino acids)
Biological process (GO): mismatch repair; chiasma assembly
Cellular component (GO): nucleus
Molecular function (GO): ATP binding; ATP-dependent DNA damage sensor activity; mismatched DNA binding
Source: RefSeq, a predicted model, not a curated record